Prunus armeniaca (apricot) is the source of this 285-nucleotide messenger RNA. The record is from the annotation of a GenBank genome assembly. Lineage: Eukaryota; Viridiplantae; Streptophyta; Magnoliopsida; Rosales; Rosaceae.
AUGGUAGUGGACAAAUAUGGCAUGGGAGUGAAGUAUAGUUGGCUGGCAAUGGAGACUCUGGUUGAUAUUACUACUGACCAAAACCAAGGUACUGAAUUUACUGACAGAAACUACAAUGACAUACCAGAAUACCCAUUUGGGAUGGGAAUGGAGGCUUCUUGCAACUUCCUUCCUCUGAAAUUGGCUUACUUCGUCUUUAAACCCUCAGACUCACUUCCUUCAUCAGCCCCAAGAAAAACCCAUUACUCAGUUAUGUCAUAUAAGUGUUUGCGCAAUUGUCUGUGA